Molecule: messenger RNA, 1025 nt
Organism: Pyrenophora tritici-repentis Pt-1C-BFP
Lineage: Eukaryota; Fungi; Ascomycota; Dothideomycetes; Pleosporales; Pleosporaceae
Product: MAPEG multi-domain protein
Cellular component (GO): endoplasmic reticulum; membrane; nuclear envelope
Molecular function (GO): glutathione peroxidase activity; glutathione transferase activity
Source: RefSeq, a predicted model, not a curated record
GAAGCCCGGCUUUCUGUGGACAGAUGUGCGCGUGCGCCUGCCUUGGAACAGCAAAACCUUUCUAGGACUUUCGAUUGCAGAGUUUCACUCUUGAUUAGAUAUAUAAGGGUUCGCGCGUCGACUGAAGGUGUCAAUUGAGAUAGCUAUUACUGCGAAUUGCGAUUAGAGACAAGCCGUGCGCAUACUACCUACGACAACUACUACGACUUCUACGACAGCUACAGCUACAGCUACAGCUACAAUGGCGAACAUCCAGCUCCCAGAUCAAUACGGCUACGUCCUCGCCGCCGCAGUCUCCACGUUCCUAAUCGGCGCCUGGCACGGCGGCCGCGUCGGCACCUUCCGCAAAGCCGCAAAGAUCCCCUACCCCUACGAAUACGCCUCGUACGAACAAGUCACGUCCGCCUCCCCCGCCUCAAAAGCCGCCAUGCUCGCCUUCAACUCUGCCCAACGCGCGCACCAAAACUUCAACGAAAACCACGUUACUGCCCUCGGCUCUAUGCUGAUUACGGGUCUGAGAUACCCCGUUGCGGCGGCUGUGUUGGGUGGCAUUUGGAGCGUCAAUCGUGUGGUAUAUGCGAUUGGGUAUACGAAUAGUGGGGAGAAGGGCGGUGUGGGUAGGUAUUAUGGGGCUGGGUGGAUGAUUGCGCAUUAUGUGCUGAUGGGAUGGAGUGUUAAGACGGUUUGGGAUUUGGUUAUGGGAUAAGCGGGUGUGAUGAUAGGGGUGUGGUUCCUUGGAGUAGAGGGAAAAGAAGUUUUGCUGUGGGAUGAGGGUGGAGAUAAUUGAGUAGAGGAGGGCGAUUGUUAGAAUUCCGAUUUCAAAGUAUGGCUUGAAUUCUUGGUGUGCUUGUGCAGUGAUGGGUCAGAUAUGACAGGAAUAAGCUUGGGAGGUAUGAUUUUACAUGCGAUAAACGAGUAUACAUGUCGCUUUCAUUCCUAUUUUACUUUCACGAUACUGACGAUCAAAAGAUUCGACGUACAUGUAUCGACAUCAUCUAAAUGAAUCGAACAUUAUUUUCCCCAAA